Pistacia vera is the source of this 1221-nucleotide messenger RNA. Its product is annotated as cysteine protease XCP1-like. The record is from RefSeq and is a predicted model, not a curated record. Bases 33 to 1088 code for a protein of 351 amino acids. The transcript has 4 exons. Gene Ontology annotation, molecular function: cysteine-type endopeptidase activity. Gene Ontology annotation, cellular component: lysosome. Lineage: Eukaryota; Viridiplantae; Streptophyta; Magnoliopsida; Sapindales; Anacardiaceae.
UUUAAUUAUUUGAAUCAAAGUUUUCAAUAGGAAUGGCUCUGUUUUCACAUUCCAAGUUCUUGUUUCUCUCUUUGUCUAUCACUCUCUUCAUAUGCUCUACUCUAGCUCAUGACUUUUCCAUUGUGGGUUAUUCACCUGAUCAAUUGACUUCCAUGGAUAAGCUCGUUGAACUUUUUGAGUCAUGGAUGUCAAAACAUGGGAAAACUUAUAAAUGCAUUGAAGAGAAGCUGCAUAGAUUUGAGAUAUUCAAAGACAACUUGAAGCACAUUGAUCAGAGGAACAAAGAAGUUACUAGCUACUGGCUUGGUUUGAAUGAGUUUGCUGACCUGAGCCAUGAAGAGUUCAAGAAUAAGUACUUGGGAUUGAAACCUGAAUUCCCCAUAAGGCGACAGUCUUCCAGUGACUUUAGCUAUAGAGACGUCGCGGCUUUGCCCAAAUCUGUUGAUUGGAGAGAGAAAGGAGCUGUUACUGAGGUUAAGAACCAAGGUUCAUGUGGAAGUUGUUGGGCAUUUUCAACAGUUGCAGCUGUAGAGGGCAUAAACCAGAUAGUCACAAGAAAUCUAACUUCAUUGUCAGAACAAGAGUUGAUUGACUGCGACACAAGCUUCAACAAUGGUUGCAAUGGAGGUCUGAUGGACUAUGCAUUCGAGUUUAUAGUCUCCAACGGUGGACUCCAUAAGGAAGAAGACUAUCCUUAUCUCAUGGAAGAAGGCACUUGCGAGGAAAAGAAGGAAGAGAUGGAGGUAGUGACAAUUAGCGGUUACAGAGAUGUGCCAGAAAAUGAUGAACAGAGUCUUUUGAAAGCACUGGCUCACCAACCUCUAAGUGUAGCCAUUGAGGCAUCUGGCAGAGAUUUCCAGCUUUACAGUGGGGGGGUAUUCAGUGGUCCUUGUGGAACUGAAUUAGAUCAUGGAGUAGCUGCAGUUGGUUAUGGAUCAUCAAACGGGGCAGCUUAUAUAAUUGUGAAGAACUCAUGGGGACCCAAAUGGGGAGAGAGAGGAUACAUCAGGAUGAAGAGAAACACAGGAAAACCUGAAGGACUCUGUGGUAUCAACAAAAUGGCUUCAUAUCCCACCAAAAAGAACUGAAGUGACCAACUGGGUUUUUCUUCCCAUGAACAUUUAUUUUCCAUUUAUUUUCUGGUUAUUUUUCUUCUUGAAUCAACUAAAGUUGUCUGUUCCUACUUGCUAUUUUCAAUAAUAAAUAUUAUGGCUUAACAUU